GCACCAUGUAUGCGUAAUUUCCAAUGAGGAAGGUUGCGUUUUUGCGUCGUCUAUUGCUCGUUAUGCGGUAGUCAUGCCUUGCUGCUUGCCGGAAUACGUUCGUGUGCUGUUCGUUUGAAGUGGUUCGCAAAAUCAAAUAUAGUGUUGGCUUUACCAUCUUAUUCACUAUUAUAUUUAUCGCUUAAUGUUAAUCAUUAAAACAGCAGUGUCAUUUUUUAUUUAGAUUUCUUCACAUUUUAAUAAUUUAUUGAAAAAAAAUGCACGCCAUUGUUGCCAUUUAUUAGAUAUAAUCAGAAUUUUGUGUACAUAUGCAUACAUGAAUAAGCAAAACAGCAGGAAAGAAUAUUUCUCUUGCGAAUUUCCUUAUUUAAGGAAAUACAAACCGGUUAUAAGAUGAAAAAUCAGACGUUCAAGUAAUUACACUACUUUUAGACAAUGGCCUUCAACAACGAUAAUUCCGGAAGACUCGGCAUGCAUGACUAUCGCUUCGAUGUUUUCUGCAUGGAAAGGAACGAUUGCGUGGAAGGCGUGACAAACGAGAUGAAGGCAAUAUGAUUACAAAAUUGUUUGAAGAAUUAAGUUUGUUUCCGUAAUUGGCAAUAUCACAUUGGAUACACACAUUUACUUACGAGGCAUAAAGAGCGAAAUCAAUUUUUUUUUGUGAUUUUGACACGACAAUAGUUUGACGAUGUAUUCAUCAAGCAUCGUACUUUGGUGUCACGUGCUCCUGUUUAUCAUUUCGUCCUCGGACUCUCUGGGAAAUUCUACGAACAAUGAUAAUCAGAGAGACAACUCAACGGUGCGGUACGAUUUUCUCGUAAAUCCUAAAAAUCGAGAUGACAAAAUGCAGUUGAUGCUCUCCAAUUUGCACGAAAAUUCUACUCAAAAUGACGAUGAAAUACAAUAUGAGCUUCAUAUUAAUUCUACGGCCAACGAUCGCAAGAACUCGCUACGAUACGAGACUCACGAGAAUAUUAUGAUGAGUCACGAAGAGAAUAAUCAGAUGCGCACGGAAUCCCACAUGAACUUCGUCAGAGUCAAUGACGAGGACGAUUUCACGUUGCGGGCAUUGAAUGAGAGUCUCGCGAAGACAGAAAACAAAAGCAAUUCCACAUUGUACGAAUACGGAAAUUUCAAUAGAGGUAGCUAUAACGAUAAUGUGGGUAUCAUUGUUUCACAUGAAAUGUGUGGCAACAAGACAAUCUGCAUUCAACUCUGCUGCCCUUUUGGCGAUCGUCUAACGUCAGGAGGGAAGUGCAUCAUUGGGCAGGACAAUUACUCUUUUCCAUACGUCUACCAGAACGGUUCCGAGAAAAAAAAGUUGGACCAACUGUUUCAACUGACCGUCCGCGAUCCAUGCGUUCUGCAAAGAACCGCGCAUCGCACUCUUAGUCCUGAUGAAUACUCGUUUCUCGUCAACGGCUCUUUAUACCAAGAUUCUGGCAAGCUCGUUCCAUCGAUGUCUUACUGCCUCGCCGCCUUGGACCGAAACAUUUACGAUGCGAUCGUUUGCAUGUAUCCGAUUGGCUUUCCGACAUAUAUAUCCGUGUGCCUCUUGGUGUCCUUGCCGUUCCUGCUGCUGACGUUCGUGGUAUAUUCCAUAUUGACGGAGGUCCAGAACAUACAUAGUUACACGUUGCGUGUAUACGUCGCCUCGUUAUUCAUCACGAAUUUGCUCAUAUUUUGCGUCCAAGAAAUUCCCGAAUUAUCUGAAUGGAAAUAUUGCAUACCACUGGUCUACGUUUUUAAUGUCACAAUGUUAUCCGGUUGUUUUUGGCUAAACGCAACAUGCUACGACAUUUGGUGGACAUUCAGAAAACUCAAUUUACAUCGAAGAAGCGUAAAAAACAAGAGAAGAAAAUUCGUAAUGUAUUCCAUCUAUGCCUGGGGAAUCACCUUUGGUUUAACUAUCGCUUGUGCUAUUAUGGAUUAUGCUCCCGGCAUACCGAAAGAUUUAAUUCGACCGGAAAUGUGCACAAAAAAAUUUUGGUUUGGUCGAGAUGAAGCCCUAACGAUGUAUUACUAUGCACCCACAGGAGCCGCUUAUAUUAGCAACGUUUGUUUCUUCAUAGCCACGGCAAUAGCGAUUCUGUAUCAUAAUAAACAUACCGCUCAUCGCCUGAGUGAUUCAGAGAGCCGGCGCUACGAUAAAAAAAAGCGCAAAUUUAAUAUGUAUCUGAAGCUGUUCGUAGUGAUGGGAAUAAGCUGGAGUAUGGGUAUAAUAUUAUGGUUGAUCAACGCCAAUGAUUCUAUACCGCAAAUCGUCUGGAAUAUUAGCUACACGAUAGAUAUCUUGCAAGGAAUUCCUAUUUUCAUCAUAUAUGUAUGCAAAAAGAAGAUCUUGCGACUAUUGCUAAAACGAUUCGGUUAUCAUGAUCGCGAUCCGUUUUGGAAUAUUUCAAGAAACACUCAGCGUACUGGAACAUCCUCAAAUUUUUCCUCCCUCUCUUCGAUAUCGGGAUCAGUGCACAUGCAAAAGAUUAAUACGUCUGCCAUUGAGCAGACUAAUCAUCAACCUAAUGCAACACAAAGGGAGAAUUUUAUUAUGAAUGAGCAGUAAAUCAACAUCAUAAUUUAAUUCUCCAAUCGAGGAGGAUUAAUCUUACAUUUAUGUCUUGCUUUUUUUGGAUACAUUAAUUGCAUAUAUGUGAAAUAAAACUUCAUGAAGGUCUCAUAAAGUAUGUAUAAUUAUUAUAAAUUGUAUUGUAUUAGAAGUAUGUAAAUCACUAAUGAAAUAUAAUGAUAAAGAAAUCUUAAAUA
Solenopsis invicta (red fire ant) is the source of this 2760-nucleotide messenger RNA. Its product is annotated as probable G-protein coupled receptor Mth-like 3. Gene Ontology annotation, cellular component: membrane. Lineage: Eukaryota; Metazoa; Arthropoda; Insecta; Hymenoptera; Formicidae. Gene Ontology annotation, biological process: G protein-coupled receptor signaling pathway; cell surface receptor signaling pathway. Bases 689 to 2560 code for a protein of 623 amino acids. The transcript has 8 exons. The record is from RefSeq and is a predicted model, not a curated record. Gene Ontology annotation, molecular function: G protein-coupled receptor activity.